GAAAGGGAAUGAAAAUAAAACAGGUGCCGGUCCCGGGCCGGGAGAUCAAGUCAGAGCAUUUCGGUCGGUUCAAACGGACGGAUCCUCCAAAGCCAAGGCGUGGAGUGGAGUAGUACUCCAUUCUACUCCAGAUAUCUUCUUCGUCUUCCUCCCGGCCGGCGGCCCGGUCCUCCGUUGGCGUUGGGGGAUUCUUAAUUUCUUCUGCAUCAGGUUACUUACGGCUAGCGUCGGAGUAAGAGAGAGAGAGAGAGAGAUAUUGCUUCAUGAAUUGGACAACUGUCAUAUUAUGCUACUGAAAGAAACUUAACUCCACUUCCUUUUGUGUCGUAAUCAUGGCCGGAAGCUCGGAUUAUCGGCCUUUUAACCUGGCAGCAAGAGUCGUAGGAAAGAGACGACGACUCAUACUACCUGCCAAGUUGAAGUCAGCGAUACCCGCCAUUGCUCUGGUUCUGUCGGCGGUGGCCAUCAUUGCUGCCAUAACCCAGCACCACCGGAGCAUCACCUACUUCCUGCGGCCGCUGUGGGACACGCCGCCCAAGCCCUUCACCGUCAUCCCGCACUACUACGCCCCCAACACCUCCAUGGCCGAGCUGUGCGCGCUCCACGGCUGGCGCGCCCGCGCCUCCCCUCGCCGCGUCUUCGACGCCGUCCUCUUCAACAACGAGCUGGACAUCCUGGAGAUCCGCUACCGCGAGCUGCUCCCCUACGUCCACAAGCUGCUCAUCCUGGAGGCCAACGCCACCUUCACCGGCAUCCCCAAGCCGCUCUCCUUCGCCGAGAACCUCGAGCGCUUCGCGUUCGCGAGGUCCAAGAUCGUCUACGACAGGCUUGCCAUCGCCACACCGGGGCCGAGGUCUCAUCUCCGGGAGGAGCCGUUCGACGUGGAGGCCAGGCACCGGCGCGCGCUGAACGCGCUGCUGCGGCGGUCAGGCGUCGCGGCCGGGGACGUGGUGAUCAUGGCGGACGCGGACGAGAUCCCGAGCCCGGAGACGGUGCAGCUGCUGCGGUGGUGCGACGGGGUGCCGCCGGUGAUGCACCUGCAGCUGGAGAACUACGUCUACUCCUUCGAGUUCCCCGUGGACCAGGGAAGCUGGAGGGCGACGGCGCACCUCUUCGGCGAGCGCACGGCGUACCAGCACUCCCGGCAGAGCGACCUGAUCCUGGCGGACGCCGGGUGGCACUGCAGCUUCUGCUUCAGGGAGGUCGCCGAGUUCGUGUUCAAGAUGAAGGCGUACAGCCACGCGGACCGGGUGCGGCGGCAGAGCUUCCUCGACCCGGCGAGGAUCCAGCGGGUCGUCUGCGGCGGCGAGGACCUGUUCGACAUGCUCCCCGAGGAGUACACCUUCAGGGAUCUCUUCAAGAAGAUGGGACCAAUACCCAGGUCUGCGUCCGCCAUGCACCUGCCUUCCUAUCUCAUCAAGAACGCACACAGGUUCAGGUUCUUGCUUCCUGGUGGAUGCUUGAGAUCAGGUUAAAACAAUCACUGUUUUACUUGUGAGUUUGUAGCGCGGCAACCUUAUUUAGAUGUGAUAUGCUGUUGUUUCUAAAUGUGCAAAGUGUAUCUCGUUUGAUGUGAAACAGUAUUAAUCUAGACAUGAUAUGCAGUUUACAUUUUUGUUUAGUUUGAGGAACUGAAUGGGCAAGUCACAAAUGGGUACAAUCACAGUCUACUCUAUCAAUGACAAAUGGGGGGACUAUU
Messenger RNA from Triticum dicoccoides, 1699 nucleotides. Its product is annotated as beta-1,4-mannosyl-glycoprotein 4-beta-N-acetylglucosaminyltransferase-like. Lineage: Eukaryota; Viridiplantae; Streptophyta; Magnoliopsida; Poales; Poaceae. The coding region runs from base 333 to 1475 and encodes 380 amino acids. The record is from RefSeq and is a predicted model, not a curated record. The transcript is spliced from 2 exons. Gene Ontology annotation, molecular function: beta-1,4-mannosylglycoprotein 4-beta-N-acetylglucosaminyltransferase activity. Gene Ontology annotation, cellular component: membrane. Gene Ontology annotation, biological process: N-acetylglucosamine metabolic process.